This is a messenger RNA of Drosophila persimilis, 800 nucleotides long. RefSeq names its product E3 ubiquitin-protein ligase COP1. Lineage: Eukaryota; Metazoa; Arthropoda; Insecta; Diptera; Drosophilidae. Gene Ontology annotation, molecular function: transcription factor binding. Bases 32 to 742 code for a protein of 236 amino acids. Gene Ontology annotation, biological process: positive regulation of transcription by RNA polymerase II. The transcript is spliced from 2 exons. The record is from RefSeq and is a predicted model, not a curated record.
AUAAGUCCGAUUUCAUUGCACAUUACGAGCCAUGUCAGACACUCCAAGCUCUAUUUCGGUGACCCUUGUUUUUGGGGAUCGCAAUUUAAGUGUAAAUAUUUAUAUAGACAGUGUGAGCAGCGAUGAUUCGCAGUUAAGCUCUAGCUCCGGAACCAGCACACAAUCUUCGCAAUCUACCCCGAAUGCUUCAGUCUCCAGCAACUUAUCCGAUGGAGCGAACUCGGGCUCAAGGGCUGCUCCCCCCAUGGUGACUGCUGGAGGCAAUCUAAAUCGCAUCUUUUCGGCAAUGAGGUCUGCGUACCUUGAGAUACUAGUCCGGAUACCAAGGGUGGUGCCCCGUAAAUAUCGCUCCGAUUCAACAUCGAAUCGUGCACCAGAGGCGGCGAUUGGCUUGCGCACUCGCAACUCCCUCUCAACAGACAGGAUUAGGGCCCCAUCUACCAGUCGGCGUCGCCGCCACGCCAGCACCAAUACCGCUACCACAGGUCCCACUGCAUCGGAUGCCGAAGUCAGCGGUCCGUCGAGACCGAAGCGCAAGCGCACCGACCCAAACGAGUCCUUGGAAGAAACCUACAGCUGCCCCAUUUGUUUGGAGAGCGUAUCGGGCCGAGAGCCAGUGGCCACCGAAUGUGGACACAUUUUCUGCCGCCAAUGCAUUGACACUGCCAUACUCCACAAUCCCAAGUGUCCCAUGUGCAGGAAGAGCUCGAGCCUGGAUCAGCUGAUAACUAUUAUUAUGUAGGCCUGUCCUUCAAGUCAUCUCAAGAGCCUCCAUGAAGUUAUGAUUUAGUAUGUUUAAU